Diorhabda sublineata is the source of this 2534-nucleotide messenger RNA. RefSeq names its product NADH dehydrogenase [ubiquinone] 1 beta subcomplex subunit 10 (gene ND-PDSW). The record is from RefSeq and is a predicted model, not a curated record. The transcript is spliced from 4 exons. NCBI's taxonomy places the organism in Eukaryota, Metazoa, Arthropoda, Insecta, Coleoptera, Chrysomelidae. The coding region runs from base 91 to 585 and encodes 164 amino acids.
AUUUGUCAAUGUCACUUACAAAUUACGAUAUAUUAAUAUAAGAUUAGAAUCUUAAAUAAUAGUAUAAUAAUAGUUGGGGCUGUUAUCACGAUGCCAGAAGAAGCGACUCCACGAAAUAUUUUAGAGAAAUUCGUGUUAUCGGUAUCAAAUACUUUGGAACGCCCAGUAGUAUGGUUUAGAGAAACUGUAGUCGAACCCAACCAAAAACAUUCUGUUUGGUACCAUCAAAAAUUUCGAAGGGUACCAACAAUCGACGAAUGCUACACAGAUGAUGCAGUCUGCAUCGCCGAAGCCAAUUUACAGUUCAAACGAGACAAGUUAGUUGACAGUGAUAUUUUGAGUAUUUUGAGAGAAAGAUACGAAGAUUGCGCUUUAUAUGAAGCACCUGAUCAUUUGGAAAAAUGUCGACCACUUUUCGACCAAUAUCAAGAAGCUACCACAAAUUGGUUCAUCAAAUACGGCGAUUUAGGUGGAUACGGUGAUGCUAAAGCUGCUUACAUGAAGCAGAAACAUAGAAUGAUUUGGGAACGUAGACAUGGUCCAGUAGGAAGCGGUAUGAAUGGAGCUGCCCCAACAGAAAAUUAAAUCGAUGUACAAGAAAAUGCUUAUAUUAAUUGUAGCAUGUUUGUAAUAUAUAGUAGUUGUUUAUUAUUAAAGGUUUUUUUUUAUUUAGAUUUGACGUUUACUGACUUGGAUUAUGUGUUAAACUAGUUCUAAACUCCCUCAAUUUAAUUCCAACUUAAUCUAAUAGAGUUUGAAAUUUAAAACUAAAGUAUAAUCAUCAGUUCCUUUGAUUUUGUAAAAUAGAUUGCACAAAACAAGUUCUACUUUUGCACUAAAAACACUAAACUAAUUCAAAGGGCUUGAUCCUCUUAAGUUUUCUUUCUAACCCAGUAUUAUCAAGAAGCUGGAUAGCCUCGACAUUAACAUGAAGAUUGAGUCUUUAUUUAAGUCAAUUUUCAUCAUGUAGUAAUUUAAAUACCACAAGAAAAGUGGAAACAUAAUUUUCAUCAUGUAGUAGUUCAAAUAUCCCGAAAUAGGUUGCAAUGUCAUCAAAGUUAUAGAGCUUUAGUAAGGUCAUCAAACAAUCAAAUCUUGAUAUUGUUACCUCAAAUUUAGAUGAAAAAUUAAUAAUUUCUGGAAUCUGAUGAGCAUUGGCCAGAAAAUAGGCUCAAUAAUUUCAAUAUUUGACAUUUUCAAAAUUAGAACCAUAGUAUCAUGUAGUAGUUCAAGUCACCCAAAAAAGUUGUCAAAAUUGAUAUAGAUCUGAAAGGAUAUGAAUGCUGAUAUUUUCAUAUUUUAACCUCAAAUUUUGACGAAAAAUUAUCUGAAAUAUUUAUCAGAAAAAUGGGUAAAUAAUUUCAAGAUUUUGUUUGUUGUUAAUUAAAUGACUGCAAAAAUAUAAUUGUAUUUUGAGAUUCUCAAAAUUAGUAUGAUAGUAAGUCAAUUUUCAUCAGUAGCAAUUCAAAUAGGCCAAAAAAUAUUUUAUCCUCAAAUUUUGAUGAAAAAUUGGUGAUUUGUUUCUUCUUUUAAGUAGAAGUUUCUCAAAUAGUUCAACUAUUGCUUUUUGCAUAGUUUUUUUUAAUUUUCUCAGUUGAUGUUUUCUUCGGUAAUUACUUCUUUGGGAAACGUAAACUCUAAUUUCUUGAUCUAUCUGUGGAUGUUCCUCCUUCAUCUCGAUCUCCAUGUAGUUGAAAAUUUUCUAAAUGCCAAUAUUGUUGAUUUUUGGUCGUUUACAAUCUUCCAAACAAGUAGUAUUCUCAAUGUGGGUCUUUUUAGUCUCUUAGUGGCAUUCCAGAGUGAGUAGUCAGUACUUCUGUCAUCCGUCAAUUCUCUUAGGUAAGUAAUAAUCGAUUCUUCGAUUUGAUUUGUUAUUAUUUUUCUUUUGAGUGUUUGGGCAGCAUUAUUAAGAAUAUUUUUAUCUUCCAGGGGUUUUGUUUACUGCUUUUUUUAGAUAUUAGUUCCUUUAUUUCUUUAGGAAAAAUAAUUGUUAUAAGAAAAAUCGAGCUUACGAGGCCUGUUCCGGUUUUUUUGUACUUUCGGGGUGAACUAGGGCAUUAAUUGAAACAAAACAUAAAAAAAGUACAAAUUUAUUUACUUAUAACACUUUAAUGAUACAUUUUCUUUUGGCAUAAUCGAUUUUAAAAUAUAAGUACAGAAGAAAUAUUCUUACAAUCUAUACUCUGAAAAAAAAGUCACAAAUAUUGUAAAAAGUAAUAAUUACAUUGUAAAAAGUAAUCUAAUUACAAAAAAAUAUUGCAUAUUUUGUUUUUUUAUAAAUAACAUUUUAACAAAAAAUGCGAUUUAUUUACAACUCACUAUAAAAUUAAGUCUGUAGGAUUGUUUUUGAUGAUAUUAUCAUCUACUGACUUACAACUUAAAUUAAUAAACGAUCACAGACACAAAAAUUACAGGAAUGGUUUACACGAAAUGGUCUUAAAAUUAUUUAACAAUUAAAAAAACGAAUCUCUUAACAAAAAUCAACAACCACGAGAAACCAAUUUUUGCUAUAAAUACCUAGUAUUCUUAAAAAU